UUAUGAAAUAAAAAAAUUAAAGAAAUAUGCAGAUAUUCCUUUAAAAAGAUAUUAUGAUAGUCUUUAGCAUUUAGUGUUUUGUGCAGAAACGUUCAAGUAAUUACUGUCUCUAUAGAAAAGGAGAAAAAAUAUCUGAAAAUUAUGGAUGUAUAGAUAUUUGGACAAAACACAUACUAAAAGCCAAUAUUUGAGUUACUUUUAGUAUGGAUAUAAGACAUUUUUGGACAUGAAAAAUGACCUAACUGAAACUAAUAAAAUAAGCUUAAUGUAAAGGACAAACAAAAGAAAGAACCUUAAUAGGGAUGACCAAGCAUAUCCAUCAAGAGCUGGUGGGUGGUAAUGUAUGUUGCCACCUCUCUCUUUCUCUCUGGAAAUACUACUUCGCCCCCUUAUCCUUCUCUCUCUACUUCCUUCUCUCUCUACUCCCGAAGCUUUUGCAACAAAUUAAGUCCCCCUCUGUCUUUCUCUCUCUAGGUGCAAGAAGACUCAGAGAGAAAAGAAAAGUAUGAUUGAUAGGGAAAGAGAGAGAUAAAAAACUAAAAUAUAAUAGAUUAUUAGGACACGGUUGUCAUCUUCUUUUUUGUGUCUUUUGUGCGCUCUUCAUCGAUUGAUCUUCUUUAUAUUAAACCCUACUCUCUUUCUCCUUUUCCCAUUCUUUUUAUCAUUCUUUCUUUCUCUCUUCGGGAUCUGAUAUCUACUUCCGGUAACCUAUUCCAGAGAAGCACUGUCAAAUCUUGUCCCCUCUUCUUUCAGGGACCCCCUUCUCUCCCUAGUCUUGUGUUGAAGUGUUCAAACUUCUGAUGAGAAGCAUACAGUAGCCAAAACACACAAAAUUUCGUUUCAGCUGAAUAAUCUUCUAUCUAGAGUUUCUUCAGGUUAUUAAUUAAUUACGAAGUCGAAAGUAUGAAUUCAUUUUCACACGUUCCUCCGGGUUUUAGAUUUCACCCAACAGACGAAGAACUUGUAGACUACUACCUGAGGAAAAAAGUUGCAUCCAAGAGAAUAGAAAUCGAUUUCAUAAAGGACAUUGAUCUUUACAAGAUUGAGCCAUGGGAUCUUCAAGAGUUGUGCAAAAUUGGACAUGAGGAGCAAAGUGACUGGUACUUCUUUAGCCAUAAAGACAAAAAGUAUCCCACAGGGACUCGAACCAACAGAGCAACUAAAGCAGGGUUUUGGAAAGCCACUGGAAGAGAUAAGGCUAUAUACUUGAGGCAUAGCCUUAUUGGUAUGAGGAAAACACUUGUAUUUUACAAAGGAAGAGCCCCAAAUGGACAAAAAUCUGAUUGGAUCAUGCAUGAAUACCGCUUAGAAACCGAUGAAAAUGGAACUCCUCAGGAAGAAGGCUGGGUUGUGUGUAGGGUUUUCAAGAAGAGAUUGGCUGCAGUGAGACGAAUGGGAGAUUACGACUCAUCGCCUUCACAUUGGUAUGACGACCAGCUCUCUUUUAUGGCAUCUGAGCUCGAGACAAACGGUCCACGGCGGAUUCUCUCCAAUCAUCAUCAUCAGCACCAGCAUCAGUACCAACAGCAUUUACCAUAUGGAUUCAAUGCAUCUGCUUACGCUCUCAACAACCCUAACUUGCCAAGCAAGCAAGAGCUACAAUACAACCACCUGGUACAACAACAUCAUUUUCUUCAUGAAUCUCCUUUAUCAUUCCUCCAACUUCCUCAGCUUGAAAGCCCUAAGAUCCAACAAGAUAAUAGUAAUUGCAUCUCAAGCAACCACGAUAAUAACUCGAGCCGUAUUGCCAACUUGCAGCAGUCUAAUCUCGCGCAUGAGGAACAACUGAAUCAAGGGAAUCAGAUUUUCAGCUCUCCAUACAUGAAUAGCGGGAACGAGCAAGCGAUGGACCAGGUCACCGACUGGAGAGUUCUUGAUAAAUUCGUCGCUUCUCAGCUAAGCAACGAAGAGGCCGCCACAGCUUCUGCUUCUCAACAGAACAAUGCCAAUGACACAAGCAACAUGGAGUACCAAGUUGAUGAAGAAAAAGAUCAGGAAAGAGUUUCCGACAUGGGAGAAGAAUAUGCUGCUUCUACUUCUUCGAGUUGUCAGAUUGACCUAUGGAAGUGAGCAGAAAUAAUAUAUCAUAUAAAUGCAUAUAUCCACAUAUAUAUACGUACACACGAACACUAAUUAAGUGUAGAUGUUGAUUACGGUACAUAAUUAUAUUUGCUUUGAUUGAUUCUAUUAAUUACUACAUUAUUGAACUUAUGUUAUAUGCAUAUAUACUUGUACUUGAUAAGAUUAACCAUAUAAAUUAUAAUCUAAAUGUAACUCCCAUAUUUUUUUUUUUGAAAAAGAGACAAUUGUCUC
Messenger RNA from Brassica napus (rape), 2313 nucleotides. RefSeq names its product NAC domain-containing protein 7. Lineage: Eukaryota; Viridiplantae; Streptophyta; Magnoliopsida; Brassicales; Brassicaceae. Bases 904 to 2070 code for a protein of 388 amino acids. Gene Ontology annotation, molecular function: DNA binding. The record is from RefSeq and is a predicted model, not a curated record. Gene Ontology annotation, biological process: regulation of DNA-templated transcription. The transcript is spliced from 4 exons.